GGGAUGUUUGUUCUGGGCCUGCCCUAUGCCAUCCUUCACGGUGGAUACCUAGGACUCUUUUUAAUAAUUUUCGCUGCAGUGGUUUGCUGCUACACUGGGAAAAUCCUUAUUGCCUGUCUUUACGAAGAGAAUGAGGAUGGGGAGAUAGUCAGGGUGAGAGACUCCUACGUGGACAUCGCGAACGCGUGCUGCGCGCCCCGCUUCCCCACGCUCGGGGGCAGAAUUGUCAACGUGGCUCAGAUCAUUGAACUGGUCAUGACCUGCAUCCUCUAUGUGGUGGUCAGUGGGAACCUGAUGUACAACAGCUUCCCCAACCUGCCCGUCUCCCAGAAGUCGUGGUCCAUCAUUGCCACGGCAGUGCUCCUGCCUUGCGCGUUCUUGAAGAACCUCAAGGCAGUCUCCAAGUUCAGCUUGCUCUGCACGUUAGCCCACUUUGUCAUCAACAUCCUGGUGAUCGCCUACUGCCUCUCCAGGGCACGCGACUGGGCCUGGGACAAAGUCAAGUUUUACAUUGAUGUCAAGAAGUUUCCCAUCUCCAUUGGCAUCAUUGUCUUCAGCUACACCUCCCAGAUCUUUCUGCCUUCCUUGGAGGGGAACAUGCAGAACCCCAAGGAGUUCCAUUGCAUGAUGAACUGGACUCACAUCGCAGCUUGCAUCCUUAAGGGACUCUUUGCCUUGGUCGCCUACCUGACCUGGGCUGAUGAGACCAAGGAGGUCAUUACAGACAACUUGCCAUCCACCAUUAGGGCAGUAGUCAACAUUUUCUUGGUGGCCAAAGCCUUGCUCUCGUACCCCUUGCCGUUCUUUGCAGCUGUAGAAGUCCUGGAGCGGUCCCUUUUCCAAGAUGGAAACAGGGCUUUCUUCCCCAACUGCUAUGGGGGUGACGGGCGGCUCAAAUCCUGGGGACUCACCCUCAGAUGUGCCCUGGUAGUUUUCACCCUGCUCAUGGCUAUUUAUGUCCCCCAUUUCGCCCUCUUGAUGGGUCUUACUGGGAGCCUCACAGGCGCAGGGCUCUGUUUCCUGCUCCCCAGUCUCUUCCACCUCAAACUCUUGUGGAGGAAGCUCUUGUGGCAUCAUGUCUUCUUCGACGUUGCCAUUUUCGUUAUAGGCGGUAUCUGCAGCAUCUCUGGGUUCAUCCACUCUUUAGAAGGCCUCAUAGAGGCUUUCAGAACCAAUGCUGAAGACUAAGGAGGGGCCAGAGUCGGGUGCAGGAAGAGAAUUGCAUCGAACAUCCGCAUAGCCAAAUAAUUCUGCAUCCCUUUAAUGGAAAGAGUCAUUAUUUUCGUUAUGUGCAUCCAACAAAUUCUAUGUCAUAGAAUCUGCAAACUAAGGAAAAUAAGAAGAGAUGAAAGUGCUCACCCUGGUGUCUUUUUAAAUAAGCUCAGAUUUAAAUCUAUUUUUUUGUUAUUUAGAUUUUUUGGAAGGAAAUUAUCUGAUGCCCCACCCCUAUCUCCUCACUCGUUGCCUGAAGCUUGGCCCCCCACAAACGGCCUGUUGGGAAACAGUCGCAGUUUUCAACACUCCUCACAGAUAUGCAAAUCAGUGUUUCAGGAGCUGAAACACAGGUGCCGAUCCCACGGGAUUGGGAAGCCAACCCGCCAAUGGGGCGGGAGCAGGGACCUUUGUUUUAACACUUUGAGAGAUGGAUGUAGACGAGACCCAGAUUGUACGACCAGCCCAACAAGCCCAAGCAGCGUCUGAUGACCGGUGAUGCCGCUUACCUGCAAUGUUUACACCGUAGUCACGAUAGAUGUCAGGACUGCUCGAUUCUUCCAUCCCAAUCCACACCGAGGAACGGCGCUUCCCAUCAAACACAAAUGUGCUGCCUCUGGUUGAAAUCGCAGCCCUGGAGUCCACUUCUCGGUGACUUAUGUUUCGUUUUGUUUUAACAAUUGUUAUUUCUAAAUUAUAAAAAGCUAAAAAAUAAUAUAAUAAUAAUAAUAAUAAUAUAUGGUUGGAUUUGAUGUCGUUUCGGGAUUACAGGAACAAAACUACGACACAAUUCAUUCUGUGCAAUCUACCAGAUCCGUGGAGCUGUUUCCAAUGUACGUGUGGUGUCAUUGUGGUAAAUAAGAUGAAAAAUGUAUAUCAGAAAAAAAAAAUCUAUCUUUAACAUAUAAUGUGGUACAUAAAUAUAUGGAACAAUAAAGAGAAAACAUAGAUGA
Zonotrichia albicollis (white-throated sparrow) is the source of this 2165-nucleotide messenger RNA. The record is from RefSeq and is a predicted model, not a curated record. NCBI's taxonomy places the organism in Eukaryota, Metazoa, Chordata, Aves, Passeriformes, Passerellidae.